This is a messenger RNA of Cryptomeria japonica (Japanese cedar), 1117 nucleotides long. RefSeq names its product small ribosomal subunit protein uS7. Gene Ontology annotation, cellular component: cytosolic small ribosomal subunit; ribosome. Gene Ontology annotation, biological process: translation; ribosomal small subunit assembly. Bases 167 to 763 code for a protein of 198 amino acids. Lineage: Eukaryota; Viridiplantae; Streptophyta; Pinopsida; Cupressales; Cupressaceae. The transcript has 4 exons. The record is from RefSeq and is a predicted model, not a curated record. Gene Ontology annotation, molecular function: rRNA binding; structural constituent of ribosome; mRNA binding.
AUAUUGUCUCAUUUUAUUUUAUCCUUGUGAAAAAGAAGAGUUAGGGUUUAAGUCUUUCUAUGUUAAAAUAUUUCUGUUGUUUCUCCGGCUGAUUUUAUUGGACCAGGGGGAGGAGGAACAGACCAUAGAGAAGAAACAGAGGGAGAGACGGAUCGGAGCAGUAGCUAUGGCGGCCACCUUACCACAACCAGAUGUGAAACUAUUUAAUCGCUGGACUUUCGAAGAUGUCGAGGUUAGUGACUUUUCUCUACAAGAUUACAUAGCUGUUUCAGCACGAAAACAUGCAACAUUUGUUCCCCAUACCGCUGGACGAUAUUCAGUUAAACGAUUCCGAAAGGCACAAUGCCCUAUUGUUGAGCGGUUGACAAAUUCUCUGAUGAUGCAUGGGCGCAAUAACGGAAAGAAGUUGAUGGCCGUGCGAAUAGUUAAACAUGCUAUGGAGAUUAUUCACCUGCUUACUGAUCAAAACCCAAUACAGGUCAUUGUUGAUGCUAUUAUCAACAGUGGUCCAAGAGAAGAUGCAACUCGAAUUGGUUCUGCGGGUGUCGUAAGACGUCAAGCAGUUGAUAUAUCUCCCCUGAGACGUGUCAAUCAGGCAAUCUAUCUUCUUACCACCGGUGCCCGGGAAAGUGCAUUCCGAAAUAUUAAAACAAUUGCUGAGUGUCUUGCAGAUGAGCUUAUCAAUGCUGCCAAGGGAUCUUCAAACAGUUAUGCAAUAAAGAAGAAAGAUGAGAUUGAGCGUGUUGCCAAGGCAAAUCGUUGAUCAGUUCCCUUCAUGUUGGCUUUUUUGGAAGUGAUCUCUGCUAAAUUUAGGUCUGAUUAAAUGCCAUGCAUGGUUGUAUGGGUUUAUUUCAAGGAAACAACUUAUAAUAGUAGGAGGAUUGAAUAUAAAAAAUUAACAGGUUUAAAUGAUUUCAGCUUUGUUGGCUGAACAUUUUUGGAAGUUUUGCCAGAUUGAAUUGGAUGAUAUAAUUUUUUUUCGGAUAAUUUAAUUUAGCUUUACUGGGAUAUUUUAAUCACCAGGAGGCCUGGUAAUUCUAAAAAUAUUUUUUUGUCUUUGUUUCUGUGCUCUAGUUCAAUUUUGUAAUGGAAAAUAUGAAUCUUGCAUUUGCUGUUA